GCCGGGGAGCCAGGGCCCCUCAGUCGGCCCCGGAACCGGACUGGGCUCGCCUGACAACUGCCUGAGAUCUGGGCCGGGGCCUGGGUCUGUCCCUGCCCGAAAUCCAUGCCGAGCUCCCUCCCGGGCAGCCAGGUCCCCCACCCCACUCUGGAUGCAGUGGACCUAGUGGACCGGACGCUGAGGAAUGCAGGAACCUCUAGUUCUGCUCCAGUCUUGCAGGAGGGCGACACAGACCCCUGGGCCCUCCCUCAGCUGAAGGACACCAGCCAGUCCUGGAAAGAGCUCCGCACGGCUGGCAGGCUGCGUCUCGUGGCCGGCAACCUCCUCAAGGCCUGUGGGCUCCUCGGAUGCCUGUACCUGUUCAUCUGCUCCCUGGACGUCCUCAGCUCCGCCUUCCAGCUGCUGGGCAGCAGACUGGCCGGAGACAUCUUCAGGGACAAUGUGGUGCUGUCCAACCCCGUGGCGGGACUGGUCAUUGGUGUGCUGGUCACGGCCCUGGUGCAGAGCUCAAGCACAUCCUCCUCCAUCGUGGUCAGCAUGGUGGCCGCUAAGCUGCUGACCGUGCGGGCGUCCGUGCCCAUCAUCAUGGGUGUCAACGUAGGCACAUCCAUCACCAGCACCCUGGUCUCGAUGGCGCAGUCAGGGGACCGGGAUGAAUUUCAGAGGGCCUUCAGCGGCUCGGCGGUGCACAGCCUCUUCAACUGGCUCACGACGUUGGUCAUGCUGCCGCUGGAGAGCGCCACGGCCCUACUGGAGAGGGUCAGCGAGCUGGCCCUGGGUGCCGCCAGCCUGGAGCCCGGGGCACAGGCGCCCGACAUCCUCAAGGUGCUGACCAAGCCGCUCACACACCUCAUCGUGCAGCUGGACUCUGACGUGAUCGUGGGCAGCACCACGGACAACGCCACCACCAGCAGCCUCAUUAAGCAGUGGUGCAGCUCCAGCGGGCAGCUGGCCACGGGGAACAGCAGCGACUGUGGAGACUCCGGCCCCUGCGAGGACAGGAACAGCACAGCCCCGGCGGACAGGCUGCCCUGCCACCACCUGUUUGCGGGCACGGAGCUCACAGACCUGGCCGUGGGCUUCAUCCUGCUGGCCAGCUCCCUGCUGGUGCUCUGUAGCUGCCUGGUCCUCAUCGUCAAGCUGCUCAACUCUGUGCUGCGUGGCCGUGUGGCCCAGGCCGUGAAGACCGUCAUCAACGCGGGUGAGGGCUGGGGAGGAGGUGCGAUGGCCAGGGCUGACCCGGCACCCCCCAAGACUUCCCCUUCCCUCUGGGCUGGCUCGGCGGCUACCUGGGCCUCCUCUGCGGUGGCCAGGGCUGACCCGGCACCCCCCGCAGACUUCCCCUUCCCUCUGGGCUGGCUCAGCGGCUACCUGGCCCUCCUUGUGGGCGCCGGCCUGACCUUUGCACUGCAGAGCAGCAGCGUCCUCACGGCAGCCAUCGUGCCCCUCAUGGGAGUCGGGGUGAUCAGCCUGGACCGGGCGUACCCUCUCUUACUGGGCUCCAACAUCGGUACCACCACCACAGCCCUGCUGGCCGCCCUGGCCAGCCCCGCAGAAAGGAUACUCAGCGCCCUGCAGGUCGCCCUCAUCCACUUCUUUUUCAACCUGGCCGGCAUCCUGCUGUGGUAUCUGGUGCCCGCGCUGAGGCUGCCCAUCCCGCUGGCCAGGCGCUUUGGGGCAGUGACCGCCCGUUACCGCUGGGUGGCUGGGGCCUACCUGCUGCUCGGCUUCCUGCUGCUGCCCCUGGCAGUCUUUGGGCUCUCCCUGGCAGGGGGCAUGGUGCUGGCUGCCGUCGGGGGUCCCCUGGUGGGGCUGGUGCUCCUUGUCGUCCUGAUCAACACCCUGCAGCAGCGCCGGCCGGCCUGGCUGCCGGCCCGCCUGCGCUCCUGGGCCUGGCUCCCCCUCUGGCUCCACUCUCUGGAGCCCUGGGACCGCCUGGUGACCCGCUGCUGCCCCUGCAAGGCCUGCAGCCCCCCGCAAGCCACCAUCAAAGAGGCCCACUGCUACGAGAACCCUGAGAUCUUGGCCUCCCAGCAGCUGUGAGGGUGGGCACCGUGUGGACCACCCCGCCCUCCCUGGCUGGGAGGGCUCUGGAGGGUCCUGGGGGAGGGGUCCCCUGCUCCCCUUCUGUGCAAAUAAACCAGGCUGUUACCCCA
Saimiri boliviensis boliviensis (Bolivian squirrel monkey) is the source of this 2156-nucleotide messenger RNA. RefSeq names its product solute carrier family 34 member 3 (gene SLC34A3). Lineage: Eukaryota; Metazoa; Chordata; Mammalia; Primates; Cebidae. Gene Ontology annotation, cellular component: vesicle; apical plasma membrane; brush border. The record is from RefSeq and is a predicted model, not a curated record. Gene Ontology annotation, biological process: sodium-dependent phosphate transport; intracellular phosphate ion homeostasis. Gene Ontology annotation, molecular function: sodium:phosphate symporter activity.